UCUUUUUCUGGAUUAAACAAUGUUAAAGAUUGGUAAAACGUGGCUUAGUCUCUGGAAGCGUAAUGGGUGACCAUAUAUAUUGUGAAAACUGUCAUGUAAUAAUAUUAUAAUAAUAACAAGCAAAGUCUUCUCUUCUGAUCUCGUCUGUUUGUUUCAUUGAAGGAUUCCGCUUUUUUUUUUUGUAAUUCUCACUUUCAGCAUGUAGCUUUUUCCUUUUUCAUAGAGCCAUGUUUCAUGUUUUAAUCUCUUAGUUUUGGUUUGGUGAGAGAGAGAGAGAUCUCACAGGUCUUGAGUUUUGUCAAAAGGCCCUUUCGGUACUCUUCUCAAAAGAAAACAGAAGUUCGAGACAAAGGCUCUGCGUUUCAGGACAAAGGCCUUCUGCUGAAGCAAACUCUACAGCGGUGAAGAAAGGUAACCUUGAUCAUGUCGGACAAGGCUCUGCUGAAGCAACGACAGGGUGAGGUUGCGAGGCACGAGACCGAGCUGAGAAACCCUGCAGCCUCAAAAUGUGAUUGUGCGAGGAAGAAAGAUGUUCAGAUACAAAAGAUGGAAAAAGAGAUGGCAGAGUUGAGAAAGCAGAGGGAUCUUGCUGAGUCCAGGCUUGAAGAUUUCAUGAGACUGAUUGAACACCAUCAUCAGGCGUUAAAGUAUGGAACUCCGCAUUUUGGCAACCACACAGACAAGUGGAAGGAUGGUUCUGCUGCUUCAGAGACAUCAGGAGUGGUCAAUUUAUUAGACACAAGGAGUUUCAUAUCUGACGAUGAUGAUGAUGAUGAUGAUGAUCUCAAUGAAGUAGUGCUGCCUAUGCAUUCAGAAAAUCCAUCGGAUGAAUAUUGCAAAGAAGUUCAGUGCAUUGAGAUUGAGGAAACAUACUCAGUAGUCUGUAGUAAUGACAACCACAAAGACGAGAAAGAAGAAACUAAAAAUGUUGUAGGCCAUAGUGAGGAUCAUGCUAAUGAAGAUGAAAGGAGUAUAGUCCAUAGUGAGGAUCAUGCUAAUGAAGAUGAAAGGAGUAUAGUCCAUAGUGAGGAUCAUGCUAAUGAUGAUGAAAGGAGUGUAGUCCAUAGUGAGGAUCAUGCUAAUGAAGAUGAAAGGAGUGUAGUCCAUCGUGAGGAUCAUGCUAAUGAAGAUGAAAGGAGUGUAGUCCAUAGUGAGGAUCAUGCUAAUGAUGAUGAUGAAAGGAGUGUAGGCCAAAACGUGAACCACGGAGAGACCGUGCCAGGGAGCAGCACUCCACCUGAAAACCUAAGGGAAGAAAGACAAGAGAGUCACGAGAUUGUGUUUCCAGCUGAGUUAGAAGAGUUGGGUUUUAGUGUGUCGAGGAAUGAUUCUAUGUCUUCUUCUUGCGGGAGCAAUUCCACUGGCAUCCCAACUCCCUUGGGAGAAGAGGGAGGUAUCUCUACCAUCCAGUCUUUUGUUGAUGGGCUUAAGGCGAUGGCUAAUCGUCAUCAAGAGUUCUCGAAUGCUGAGGCUUCUGGUAAAAUGGAGAGGGACCUUGGCCGUGUGGACGGGGACUUUGAGAGACAGCGUAAAGAGAUUCUGGAACUAUGGCAAAGCUGUAACGUCUCUUUGGUGCGUAGAACAUACUUCUUCUUGCUCUUCAAAGGAGGUGAUGAAGCUGAUUCAGUCUACAUUGGAGUUGAGCUAAGAAGACUUUUGUUUAUGAAAGAUCGCUUCUCUCAGGGAAAACAAGUCUCGGAAGGAGGAGAAACCUUAACAUUGUCUUCAAGCCUGAAGGCGCUUCACAAGGAGAGAAAGAUGCUGAGCAAGCUUGUUAGUAAAAGGUUUUCAGAAGAAGAGAGGACAAGAAUCUAUCACAAGUUUGGGAUUGCGGUCAACUCCAAACGCAGGAAAUUACAACUUGCCAACGAGCUUUGGAGUAAUCCCAAGGACAUGAGUCAGGUUAUGGAAAGUGCAGAUGUUGUAUCCAAGCUUGUCAAGUUCACUGAACAAGGCAAAUCCAUGAAGGAGAUGUUUGGUCUGCCCUUCACGCCUUCUUCCUUCUUGACGUCUAACAAAGCGCAUGGUUGGAGGAAAAACAUGCCUUCACUUUUCUAACCAUCUUUGUAGCUGUGUGUAUCUUCUUUUGUGUCUUUCAGGUUCAUUUGUUUGCCUUUUGAUUUUGAAGGAGCCAACAUUGUGUAAUUUUUAUAUUCAUCACUCAAUAUUUUUUGGUA
This is a messenger RNA of Raphanus sativus (radish), 2177 nucleotides long. Its product is annotated as kinesin-like protein KIN-7F. Bases 424 to 2058 code for a protein of 544 amino acids. Gene Ontology annotation, molecular function: microtubule motor activity. Lineage: Eukaryota; Viridiplantae; Streptophyta; Magnoliopsida; Brassicales; Brassicaceae. Gene Ontology annotation, biological process: microtubule-based movement. The record is from RefSeq and is a predicted model, not a curated record. The transcript has 6 exons.